AUGGAACAGGGUUACAGAUUUACCCAUCCACAGGUUUUGUUCCGGAGAGAGUGCAAAGGUCGUUUUCUCCAGAUGAAGCGUUUCCUGACGUGCGAUGAGAGGCCGGCCGAUGAGCUGCCCAACUUGCGGGAGUUGUGGGAGGAGGAGACAGAUGGGAACCACGUAGAUAAGACCAUCUUCAUCUCCCAUUUCGGAAAUUCUGGAGCGCACAAUGGACUUGUCCAUGAUGAGGUGGCGAAUCUAUUUGAGCUCGACGCCAACCUUACCAUCAACGACUGCAUAUUGACGUGUGACGCCAUCUUUGAUUUAGGUGUGGCUGAAGACGAGGCAGAGAUAGACAAGAUCUGCGGGCACCAGUGUACAUGGCUCAUCCUGGAGAAAGUCCACCAGUUGACCUUCAAGAGACGGUACGAACUGGGGAUUGAUAUCGCAGUCAACGGAGCUAAGCAGUAUGCUAACUGCGAUAAUUUCACUCUCUUUGGAGAAGCAGAGAACUACAGAAUCCGGGUAUCUGGAAAUUCGGGUAAUUCAUCUGCUGGAUUCGCCUACCACAAUGACCGGCCUUUCACAACCAAAGACCGCGAUAACGAUGCGAAAAGUGCCAACGACUGCGCCGUAGAGUAUCACGCUACUUGGUGGUACAACGCCUGCCACGAGUCCAAUCUCUAUGGCAAACGGGGAAGUCAAGAAUACGGCGAGGGCUUGGUAUGGGACACCACCACCGGCGAUUACGAUUCGGCGACUUUUACGGAAAUGAAGAUCCGACCGUUGAUUGAGACGGAGCUCGUCGUCGGACAGGCCGUGAUGACUUACGUUUUUUCUGAACGCUCAAUAGAAUAUCUUUGAAAAACAAAAAGAUAAAAAGGAAGUUUAUUGCAAAAAUUAAAAUAUAUUUUAUAAACGUAAACAAAAGCUUGAAAUACUGACAGUUAGCUCUUUGAGUCAGCACCACCGCUUUAUUUUAUACUCUCGUACUUUCUUACAGCUGGGAUACAAAAUCGCUGUAAACAGGCGGAGACACAAUUAAUUUGGUAUAUCGCUACAUUAAAAUUACAAAGCUCUAUCUGCUCACUACCUAGUCUUGAGAGAUCUGACGCCAAAAAUUAUGAGUUUCAUAACAUCUCAAGCUCUUUCGAAAGCAGGUCUUUGAAAAUCUCGAUAACGACCCCAAAUAGUCUUAUUACGAUUUUGGUAGAGAAGAUUGAACACUUGGUUUCUGACCUCAUGUUCUAAGUAACUCAAAA
Messenger RNA from Aplysia californica (California sea hare), 1244 nucleotides. RefSeq lists its product as uncharacterized. The coding region runs from base 1 to 846 and encodes 281 amino acids. The record is from RefSeq and is a predicted model, not a curated record. The transcript is spliced from 3 exons. Lineage: Eukaryota; Metazoa; Mollusca; Gastropoda; Aplysiida; Aplysiidae.